Meloidogyne enterolobii is the source of this 1143-nucleotide messenger RNA. Lineage: Eukaryota; Metazoa; Nematoda; Chromadorea; Rhabditida; Meloidogynidae. The record is from the annotation of a GenBank genome assembly.
AUGGCAGCAAAGUGUGCUCGAGAAGAGUGUGGAAAAACUGUUUAUCCAAUUGAAGAGCUUAAAUGUUUGGAUAAAGUGUGGCACAAAGGUUGCUUUAAAUGUACUGCUUGUGGAAUGACUCUUUCAAUGAAAACAUAUAAGGGAUAUGAAAAGAAGCCUUAUUGUGAAGCUCAUUACCCAAAGACAGUGCCUUCAGCAGUUAUUGACACUCCAGAAAUGGAAAGAGUGCGGAUUAACACUAAAAAUCAGUCCGCGGUCCAAUACCACGAACAAUUCGAAAAAAUGCGUGGAACAAAAAUUGAGGUUGCCGAUGAUCCAGAAAUGAAACGUUUAUUGGACAACACAAAAGUCCAGUCAUUGGCACAUUACCACGGAGAACACCAAAAGAAAGUUGAUCAGGACGCUCACCGCUCCGGCGGGGAAAGCCCAAACCCUGCGGCUGCUGCAGCAGCGGCUUUCUUUGCAACAGCAGCGACAGCCAAUAUUCAACCAGCACCUGCUUAUGAGCCUUCCCACAAAGUUUACAAUUCUAAUUCUAUGGAGUCUAUUUCUACACAUUCUUCUUCACAACCAUUCAAUACUACACAUUUGCAUUUAAAUUAUCAACAAAUAAAUAAUGGAAACGAAACUAGCAAUAAUAAUGGAAAUCCAGCAGCUUCCUUUAAUGUUUAUGGGUUAUUAGCUGCUGUGGAUGCAAAAAAGAAAAAUAAAGAAAAUGAUGGAAUAUCUCCAUAUACCCAAAGGUUAAUGCAACAAACACACGGAACUAUUGUUUAUUCAACAGAAAUGGGUGGAAGGGUUUCCCCAACCGAGAAAAAACCUGUCGGUUCAAUUGCAGAUUAUGACCCUAUGAGCGCAGAACAACCAACCAAACAAAUAAACGCUACUGGGCCUGCAGGUGGUGGAAAAGCCCCUGGAGGAAAGGCUGCGACGGGAGGGUUUACUGUUAAAGCUCUUUAUGAUUAUACAGCUGCGGAUAAAGAUGAAGUCAGCUUUAAGGAGGGAGAUGUUAUUGUUAAUUGCCAAAAAGUGGAUGAUGGCUGGUUAACCGGAACAGUACAGAAAACAUUGUUAUGGGGAAUGUUGCCAGCUAAUUAUGUUGAGAAGAUUAAUACACCGACAGGAAUGUUUCGUGUAAAGUAA